Molecule: messenger RNA, 1269 nt
Organism: Knipowitschia caucasica
Lineage: Eukaryota; Metazoa; Chordata; Actinopteri; Gobiiformes; Gobiidae
Source: the annotation of a GenBank genome assembly
AUGGCGGCUCGGCUCCAGGCGUCUGAGCUGGACUGCGGAGCGGGAAGCCCAAUGUUCGGUUCUGUUGGAAACACUGCACUUUCUUCAUGUGUCCUCGUCCCCUCUGUCUCCUCUGCCCCACUGUCUCCUGCAGGUGUCCUCGUCCCCUCUGUGUCCUCUGUCCCACUGUCUCCUGCAGGUGUCCUCGUCCCCUCUGUGAGUUCUGGUCUGAAGCAGGAAAACCCAGAGAGUCCACAGAUCAGCGAGGAGCCAGAGGAACAUGGCAUCAAACUGGAGGAAGAUCUGCUGCAAAUAACUGUGGGAGUGAAGGCAGAAGAACACAGUCUGCUCCAGGAAAUCCCACAAAGUCCACAGACUAAAGAGGAGCCAGAGGAAGUGAGGAUCAAACACGAGGAGGAGCCGCUUCCUGUGUGUGUGAAGACAGAAGAGUGGUCACUGCCUCAAAGACAAAGUGAGCACAGAGAGGAGACACAGGGAGAAGACAUCAGCCCAGAGUCUGAGGGAGACACAGAGCACUCCUCUGACCACCACCAGGAUGAAGACCUUCAUCUUCAGCCUGUGUCCUCAGAGACAGAUGAUGAUGGAGACGACCACCACAGACUGUCCUCGUCCCCUCUGUGUCCUAUGUCCCACUGUCUCCUGCAGGUGUCCUCGUCCCCUCUGUGUCCUCUGUCCCACUGUCUCCUGCAGGUGUCCUCGUCCCCUCUGUUUCCUCUGUCCCACUGUCUCCUGCAGGUGUCCUCGUCCCCUCUGUGUCCUCUGCCCCACUGUCUCCUGCAGGUGUCCUCGUCCCCUCUGUAUCCUCUGUCCCACUGUCUCCUGCAGGUGUCGUCGUCCCCUCUGUAUCCUCUGUCCCACUGUCUCCUGCAGGUGUCCUCGUCCCCUCUGUGUCCUCUGCCCCACUGUCUCCUGCAGGUGUCCUCGUCCCCUCUGUAUCCUCUGUCCCACUGUCUCCUGCAGGUGUCCUCGUCCCCUCUGUGUCCUCUGUCCCACUGUCUCCUGCAGGUGUCCUCGUCCCCUCUGUCCCACUGGCUCCUGCAGGUGUCCUCGUCCCCUCUGUCCCACUGGCUCCUGCAGGUGUCCUCGUCCCCUCUGUGUCCUCUGUCCCACUGUCUCCUGCAGGUGUCCUCGUCCCCUCUGCCCCACUGUCUCCUGCAGGUGUCCUCGUCCCCUCUGCGUCCUCUGUCCCACUAUCUCCUGCAGGUGUCCUCGUCCCCUCUGUGUCCUCUGUCCCACUGUCUCCUGCAGGUGUCCUCAUCCCCUCUGUGA